AUGCAGUUCCCCUUAUCGGGUGAUCUACACACACUGCUCAACGCAGUUAAUCUUGAAAUGCCUCAAAUUGCCGAGCUAGCAGUGACCAAAAGCACCUUGACAGAGCUGAAUCUCGUGGGCUACGAGGGUUGGAGUCCACUGUCAUUAGCGUCUUCCAAAGGUUCUAGUGCUCUUGUAGCGUCUUUGCUGCAAGCAGGAGCCGACCCAAACCUCGCAUGCUCCCCAUCAACUCUGCCGUUACAUCUUGCUGCGUACGGGGGAUUCCUGGAAGUCAUACGGAUAUUACUGGAUUUUGGCGUGGACCCUAAUUCAAGAGGUGUGUUUUACAUGAAGCCAUCGCGCAUGCUGGAUCAAGGUGCCGAUGUCAACGAGGGUGGAGAUUUUAGCAAUGCACUUCAAGCCGCAUCCUUAGAAGGCCAUAGAGAGGUGGUACAGAUGCUGCUGGAUCGAGGUGCCGAUAUUGACGCUCGGGGUGGACGGUAUAGUGCACUUCAAGCCGCAUCCUCAGGAGGCCAUAAAGAGGUGGUCCAGAUGCUCCUAGAACAAGGCGCCGAUGUUAACGCCCAGGGUACGAAGUACGGCUAUGCACUUCAAGCCGCAUCCUUAGGAGGCCAUAAAGAGGUGGUCCAGAUGCUACUAGAUCGAGGUGCCGAUGUCAACGCCCAAGGCCCAGUUAGUGGCAACGCACUUCAAGCCGCAUCCUCAGGUGGCCAUAAAGAGGUGGUCCAGAUGCUACUAGAACGAAGGGCCAAUGUCAAUGCCCCAAGUGGAAAGUACGGUAACGCACUUCAAGCCGCAUCCUCAGGAGGCCAUGAAGUGGUAGUCCAGAUGCUCCUAGAUCGAGGCGCCGAUAUCAACUCCCAGGAUCAAGUUGGUGACAACGCACUUCAAGCCGCAUCCUCAAGAGGCCAUGAGGUGGUAGUCCAGAUGCUGCUAGAACGAGGCGCCGAUGUCAACGCCCUAGGUGGAAAGUAUGGCUCUGCACUUCAAGCCGCAUCCUCAGGAGGCCAUAAAGAGGUGGUCCAGAUGCUGCUAGAUCGAGGUGCCGAUGUCAACGCCCAGGGUCGAUCGGGUAACGACGCACUUCAAGCCGCAUCGUUAGGAGGUUAUAAAGAGGUAGUCCAGAUGCUACUAGAUCGAGGUGCCGAUGUCAACGCCCAGAAUAAAGUUGGUGACAACGCACUUCAAGCUGCAUCCUUAGGAGGUCAUAAAGUGGUGGUCCAGAUGCUACUAGAACGAGGCGCCAAUGUCAAUGCCCCAGGUGGAAAGUACGGUAACGCACUUCGCGCCGCAUCCUUAGGAGAUCAUAAAGAGGUGGUCCAGAUGCUCCUAGAACGAGGCGCCAAUGUCAAUGCCCCAGGUAGAAAGUACGGCUAUGCACUUCAAGCCGGAUCAGCAAAGGGACAUAAAUAG
Molecule: messenger RNA, 1413 nt
Organism: Penicillium riverlandense
Lineage: Eukaryota; Fungi; Ascomycota; Eurotiomycetes; Eurotiales; Aspergillaceae
Product: ankyrin repeat domain-containing protein
Exons: 1
Coding region: 1-1413 (470 amino acids)
Biological process (GO): neuronal action potential; negative regulation of delayed rectifier potassium channel activity
Cellular component (GO): synapse; membrane; axon initial segment
Molecular function (GO): transmembrane transporter binding
Source: RefSeq, a predicted model, not a curated record